AUGGCUGCCACGUUCUCCUCCGUGGCUGCCCCUUCCCUUCCCAAGCACGGCUCCAUUAUCAGAGCUCAGCAGCAGGCGCCUCCUUCCAUCAUCUCUGCAUCAACUAAGACUGCCUUCCAUGGGGUGUCGCUGGUGGACAGGAGGUGCGCGGCCGGCCACCGGAGAGGCAGCGGCGGGCGGCGGAGGCUGCUGCAGGUGAACGCGAGGACCGCCGCCAAGAACAUCGAGGUGGAGGUCGACAAGCCGCUUGGGUUAGCCUUGGGCCAGAAGCCCGGCGGUGGCGUCGUCAUCGCUUCUGUGGAGUCUGGAGGGAAUGCGGCACAAGCUGGUCUGAGAGCCGGCGACCAGGUCUUGUACACAAGUAGCUUCUUUGGAGAUGAGCUGUGGCCUGCAGAUAAGCUUGGGUUCACCAAGACAGCCAUCCAAGCAAAGCCAGACUCCGUCUACUUUGUCGUGAGCAGGGGUGCCGAAGUUGAUGUGAAGCGCCUACCUAAGAGGCCGGCACCGCCUCGGUUUGGACGGAAGUUGACUGAUGCACAAAAGGAGAGAGCAACACACAUCUGCCUUGAUUGUGGAUUCAUAUACUUCCUACCCAAGCCUUUUGAAGAACAGCCUGAUGAAUAUGGUUGCCCACAAUGCAAUGCGCCAAAGAAGCGAUUUGCAAGGUACGAUGCUGCCACUGGGAAGGCCAUCGGCGGUGCGCUGCCGCCUAUUGCAGUGAUCAUAAGUUUUGUAAUCGGCAUCGCCGGAGUAGGGGCUCUGCUUGUGUAUGGCCUGCAAUAG
Molecule: messenger RNA, 783 nt
Organism: Miscanthus lutarioriparius
Lineage: Eukaryota; Viridiplantae; Streptophyta; Magnoliopsida; Poales; Poaceae
Source: the annotation of a GenBank genome assembly